UUCCUGUUUAGCCGUUCAAUGUAAAAUGUAUGAUAAAAAUAGAGAGAGAGAGAGAGAAAGAGAUGAUUUACUUUUUCGUUUUUUCCAGUUGUGCGUGUUGUUGUAAUUUAAACAGAUCAUUCAAUUCCGCUCAGUCCGAAGACAAUAAUUUAUAGGGUUAAGGAGAAAAGAGCGGGCACUUUUCAGUGAGAUAGAGUUAUCAACUCUAAACCCCGCUUCUGACAGUGACGGAAAGCAAAGAAGAGGAAGUGAUGGAUUACAUAGAAGAAGAAACAAUUUGGCGACCCCAGGCGUCAGGACAAGAAAGCCUAAUUGACGAAUUCAUGGAGAAAUUCUACACCGAAGAUGAUCGCCCCAACAUGAUUUUCUCAGUGAUUGGUGACUCCAAUAGCCUCGUUCCCAAAAUUUGGCCAAAGUCUCGUUUUCAAGUGACAUUGACUUAUGCGGCAAAAGCUGCCGGAGUGAGUUGGAUACUAAGUCAGGGAGAGCCCCUGAAGAUCUCCAAAAUCAUUCGAGAAAUGGUGGAAGAAUAUGUUUAUUUGGAGAAACCGAACCAAGCGUCUCCCAUUCGUCUGGUUUCGAUCCCUUCUAAAGAAGUGGUGGACAACGAAACACUUUACUUUGACUUGCCGGAAGUUUACGAAAAUGAAACUAAGGAUGAGUAUAACAAUAGUGUGUACAUGAGUCUACGUGCCCAUGCCUGUAACACUGACUACAUAGAUUUCAGACUAACGUUUGAGAGCAGACUACACAGACCUCAAGCCAAUGAAAGGAACGCGGUGUUGCUGGUUCUCGUGGAGGGGGACCUGUCCGCCGUAGAUCACGUGAGGCGGGCCACCGAGAGCGGUAUCCCCGUGGUGGUGGUCCAGGGUACGGGAGGGGCCGCCGACCUACUGGCUCAACACAUAAACGCAGUAAAAAAUAACCAAAGUUUGGACUGGAGAAUAUUUCUGCCUACAUUGUUUGGUAUUCAGUUGGAGGAGGUCGUAGUGAACGAACUAGAACGAGACUUGGAGACCAUAGGAGACAAAGCCUUCUUAGUGGACGUGUUCGACCUUCAAAACAAGAAUGAGGAAGAGUUUGCAGCAAUGGUGGGUGAGCUUGUAUAUAGGGCCUGGUCACAUGAAGAGAUGGAUUACGUAAAGGGAAACAGGCAAAAGAAUACCAUCGGGCGUUCUCACAAAGAUGUAUCAAGGAAAGACCGCAGCAGAUCUUACUGCGUGUCAGUAAACUGGAAAAGAGAAAAAAGCACGUGGCACAUUGCGAAAAUUCACGAGACCCACUCGUUAACAUCAUUCUCAUCACCGUUUUCGCUUCCUUUGGACUUUUUCUUUCAGUUUUCUAAGCAUUUGAAUGAGAAUGACUCGAGGGUCUCUGAGCAAUUCACCGAGACAGCUAAGGAACUGUUGCUGGAGGCCUUGCUCACCAACAGGACGGAUUAUGUCGAGGCUCUUCUGGACUUGAACCUGUCUCUGUCAACAGAGCAGAUAGACAAACUGUACCACAAACGGUUUCAAAUAAAUGAAGAUCCAAGUGAUGGUAUCAAGGAAGAUGAUGAUUUGUUCUGGGUUAUUAAGAACAUGGCUAAGAAGAAAAAUGCAUUUCAAUUGUUGGAAGGAAAUAAAACGCACGAAAAUGCGCAAAAGAUUGUCAAACAAAUACUCCAUUAUGAAGAAACCGAAGACCCACGGAUAGAAGCUGGGUGCAGUACGAAAAGACGAAAGUCGUAUGUCGUCCGCCAGAAGUCCUUACAGGCGAUUCUGCUCUGGUCCCUGCUUACAAACAAAGCUGAUAUAAGCACUCUGAUGUGGAAGAGAGUAGCCAAUCAACUUUAUACAGGUAUUGUAAGCUCUGUGAUUUUAAAGAUUAUGGCCAGCCAUGCUGAACUGAAGGACAAAAAUCUCGCCAAAAGUUUAGAUGAACAUUCAAAAACUUUCAAGAUCAGAGCUUUGAACAUGAUGGACACGCUUUUCCAGACGGAUAAGAAGGUGGCAUUUGAUAUAAUGGAUAGUUUGGAGACAGUCUGGAAAAUCCAAGCAACACCCAUUGCGUUUGCAUAUGAAUUUCAAAUGUAUGACGUCAUUGCGCAUCCCAGUACGGUGGCUUUAAUGAAUAAGAAGUGGUACCGUGAUAUGGUUCCAAGCUGGAAGCAGUUGUUCACCAAAGCCUUGAAAAAUCCCUGUUUUGUCUUUAACAUGAGAUGUUCCCACUUCGUUCUACACUACAUCCUGUUUGGAAUAACAUUGAUAAUGUACAGCUACUUUCUGCUGACUGAUGUUAAACCUCUACGAAACUUGUCAGCUAAGGAUGCCAUUUGUGAAAUGACGCUGUACCUGUGGACUACUUUGGAUUUCAUUAAUGACGUCAUCAGCGUUUUUGGUACACUCUGUAGAAAGGUAGAAACCAGACGACACAAAAAGCGGAAGUUUUUCUCCCGGCUGAACGACAUGUGGAAACUUUUCGGACUCAUCUGCUUUUGUCUAGUUAUAUUUACCUUCAGUGUAAGAUGGAAGAAAUCAACAAAAUUUCGGAUGGUCAAGAGAAUCGCCGCUCUGCUGUUGCUCUUCUCCUACCUCAGAUAUAUGCGCGUCUUUGCUCUUCGGAAGUUUACCGGCAUAAGCUUCAUGUUCCUGAAAUACAUGUUGUAUAACCUGUUGAAGUUUCUGAUCGUGGUGGCUUUCCUGAUAAUUGGUGUCGGAGUUUUUUAUGAGGCUCUUCGCGAUAACUCAGGCAUGGAUAUGUCUGGCAAAUGGUACGAAUGGAGUCUCUGGAACAUCCUAUUCCAUCCCUUUUACCAAUUGUUUGGAGAAAUGUUUGAAGAUAAGUUUGGUUUCGACGGCAACCCAGAUAAAAAUCCAAAAACCGAUUGGAGUGUCAAGAUGGUGGCUGCCGUUUUUAUGAUGGUUGGAAAUUUGCUGGUUAUCUCCCUUAUAACUGCCUUUUUUACAACAACGUAUGAUGAAGUUUUGGCAAAAUCAGAAAAGAUGUGGCAGUAUGAGAGGUACCAAAUCAUAAUGGAUUUCCAGGAUAGAAUCUUUGCCAAUCUUGAUAUAGUCUUUCCAAUUUUCAAGUGUAUAAGGAAAUGUAAAAAACGCGAACUCAGGGUGAAGGAACAUUUCAUCAAUUACCGCCAUCAUCAAAUUCUCCAGUACAUCAUGGCCGGAAGAUCCAUGGAAAAAUAAGCCUUCCGACCGUCCUCGAUUCUACCAUAUAUAGAGCAGCAUUUACUUCCUGCAGAAACGUUUUCUUUUACUUACCCGUGAGGGGUCGCUCUUGCGGCAUUUUCUCACCAAAAUAUUUUAUAACUUGUAUAAUCUUGUCAUUUACAUUUGUAUUAUUCUAAUAUUUUUUAUUUUUUUCAUUGAGUAUACAUUGAUUUUUUAUUUAGAAUUUGAAUGAAAAAAUAUCAAAAUCUCAGCUUAAGAUACGAAAAUGGGCCGUCUUUGACUAAAACCACCUCUUUUAUCCACUGUCACAUCUUACAGAUUCAAAAACUUUGAAUUUACGUUAUUUUUGGGUGUUAAUAAUAAGAAAAAAGCUUUUAAAUUAGUUAAUAAAGUACCUGCCCUGUUCCCGAGUCCAGCUUUUUAUGCGCGAAAAUUAAAAAAUAUUAACAAAAUUGAAGAUGAGAAAUGUAACUUGGGUAAAUGACUUUAAACAGUGGAAAAAUGUGAAUACGAUGACAAAAUGUAUAAA
Molecule: messenger RNA, 3696 nt
Organism: Magallana angulata
Lineage: Eukaryota; Metazoa; Mollusca; Bivalvia; Ostreida; Ostreidae
Product: transient receptor potential cation channel subfamily M member 2-like
Exons: 22
Coding region: 252-3182 (976 amino acids)
Biological process (GO): monoatomic cation transmembrane transport
Molecular function (GO): monoatomic cation channel activity
Source: RefSeq, a predicted model, not a curated record